Messenger RNA from Nycticebus coucang (slow loris), 3656 nucleotides. RefSeq names its product SHC adaptor protein 2 (gene SHC2). NCBI's taxonomy places the organism in Eukaryota, Metazoa, Chordata, Mammalia, Primates, Lorisidae. The transcript has 12 exons. Gene Ontology annotation, molecular function: receptor tyrosine kinase binding. The coding region runs from base 342 to 2471 and encodes 709 amino acids. Gene Ontology annotation, biological process: cell surface receptor protein tyrosine kinase signaling pathway; intracellular signal transduction. Gene Ontology annotation, cellular component: plasma membrane. The record is from RefSeq and is a predicted model, not a curated record.
CCGUCGGCAAGCCCCUUCCCCUCCCAGGCCUCAGUUUCAUUUGGAAAUAGAGUAGGACAUGAUCUUGAGGAACUUCCUGGCUGGAUCGGUGGAGAGAAAGGGGGCUGAGCUUAGGGUUUGGGGUUCUCUCCUUCCCUGGCCGCGCCUCCGCCAGGCCUUAGGUUUCCCCAUCAGUCAAACGGAAGGAAAGGAGGUGAUUUCCAAGCUUUGCCCAGUUCGGCCCUUCUAGGAACUUGGGUGGCGGGAGGGUGUGGAGGGGCGCGAAGUGCGGAGGGUCGCUGACGAGGUCCUAGUUCGAAACCUCCCUCUCUCCUUGGCUACUGGUUUUGGGCCACCACCCGAUGCAGUUGGAAGGCCUCAGUUUCUACAGCCUCCGGCUCAGACGCCAAGAUACCGAGGGUCGGGGUCCCAGGGGCGCAGCCCCCCGCGGCUGCGCGCUGGGUCGGGCGGAUGACAUCACCGGACCGGGGGCGGGGAGGGAGAGAAAGGGAACCGGAGGGCCUCCUCCGCUCCAGGCGCAGCGCCCGGUUGGGCUCGGUCCGGCGGCCGCGGCCAUGACGCAGGGUCCGGGCGGGCGCGCGCCCCCAGCGCCCCCAGAGCCCGAGGCGCCCACCACCUUCUGUGCACUGCUGCCGCGCAUGCCGCAGUGGAAAUUCGCGGCUCCGGGCGGCUUCCUGGGCCGCGGCCCGGCGGCGGCGCGGGCGGCUGAAGCUGCGGAGGUCGUCGACCCCCAGCCGGAGUCCGCAGGCGCUGCCAGCGUCCCAGCGCUCGCGGCCGCGGUCCUGGGUGCUUGUGAGACACGCUGCGCGGUGCCCUGUCCCCUACCGGCUCUUAGCCGCUGUCGCGCCGCAGGGCGGGGGCCAAGGGGCGCGCGGGGGCCGGCGGGGCCCCCAGACGCAGCCGCCGCAGAGUGGAUUCGCAAGGGCAGCUUCAUCCACAAGCCGGCACACGGCUGGCUGCAUCCCGACGCUAGGGUUUUGGGGCCUGGGGUCUCCUACAUCGUGCGGUACAUGGGCUGCAUCGAGGUCCUUCGCUCCAUGCGCUCCCUAGAUUUUAACACCCGCACCCAGGUGACCAGGGAAGCCAUCAACCGACUCCAUGAAGCUGUGCCUGGUGUCCGGGGCUCCUGGAAGAAGAAGGCCCCCAACAAGGCCCUGGCAUCCAUUCUGGGCAAGAGCAACCUGCGCUUCGCAGGCAUGAGCAUCUCCAUCAACAUCUCCAUCGACGGCCUCAACCUCUCUGUGCCUGCCACACGCCAGGUCAUCGCCAGCCAUCACAUGCCAUCCAUCUCCUUUGCAUCAGGUGGUGACACGGUAAGGCCAGGGACGGGAUGGGUAGAUUUGCAGCCUCUUACCCCCUCCAGCUUCACCUCCCCUAGACCCCACACCCAAGAUCCCCAUCCCUCUGCAUUGCUGGUGGGGGUGGCUGGGCAUCCCAAACAGGGUGGCCCAGGCGGGUCCAGCUGGCCCCCGCCCUUCUCCCUUCAGGACAUGACAGAUUACGUGGCCUACGUUGCGAAGGACCCUGUCAACCAAAGAGCUUGCCACAUCUUGGAGUGCUGCGAGGGCCUCGCCCAGAACGUCAUCAGCACCGUGGGCCAAGCCUUUGAGCUGCGCUUCAAACAGUACCUGCACAGCCCCCCCACAGUGGUCAUGCCCCUGGACAGGCUGACCGGGCAAGAGGAGUCCGCCUGGGGGGAUGAGGAUGAAGCGUCAGAACACAAUUACUACAACAGCAUCCCUGGGAAGGAGCCUCCCCUGGGCGGGCUGGUGGACUCCAGGCUGGCCCUGUCACAGCCCUGCACCCUCGGGGCCCUCGGGGCUCUUGGACAGGGCAUGUCCCCUGCUCGAAGAGAUGCCCACAGCCUGCCGUGGGACCUGGGGUCCUCAGGCACAGCCACACCAGGGGAUGGCUACGUGCAGGCAGAUACAAGGGGUCCCCGGGUCUACGAGGGACAUCUGUAUGUCAACACUCAGGGUCUAGACGCCCCGGAGCCUGAGGACAGCCCCAAGAAGGACCUGUUCGACAUGAGACCUUUUGAGGACGCCCUAAAGUUGCAUGAAUGCUCAGUGGCAGCAGGCACAAUGGCAGCCCCCCUUCCAUUGGAGGACCAGUGGCCUAGCCCCCCCACCCGCCGGGCCCCUGUUGCCCCCACAGAGGAGCAGCUUCGGCAGGAACCCUGGUAUCAUGGCCGAAUGAGCCGUCGGGCGGCAGAGAGGCUGCUUCGAGCUGACGGGGACUUCCUUGUACGUGACAGCAUCACCAACCCUGGGCAGUAUGUCCUCACGGGCAUGCAUGCUGGGCAGCCCAAGCACCUGCUGCUUGUGGACCCUGAGGGCGUGGUGAGGACGAAGGACGUGCUGUUCGAGAGCAUCAGCCACCUGAUUGACUACCACCUGCAGAACGGGCAGCCCAUUGUGGCUGCCGAGAGUGAGCUGCACCUGCGUGGCGUGGUCACUCGGGAGCCCUGAGCAAGGUGAUGGUUCUGAUCCGGGCUCCUACUGCCCCGUGGCCUUACAGCUCUCAGCCUUUCUCUCAGACCCUGCUCAGGCCAGAACUGCCGCUGUCUCUCCUUCCUACACAUGAGCCUCUGGAAUCUUCCUUCCUCCAGCCGACCUUGGGCUGGGCAGGGCACCAGGCUGGGAGGUUGGGACCUAGGAGCCCUCCACCAGCGGAGCCCAGGAUGCCUACCCUCUGCCUGGGUGCACAUACCAAAGACAGAGCCUUCUCUCACCGCCACAGAGCUCAGAGCAGAGAGCAGCCACCGGGCUGAAGCCCUGGCCUCUGGGCCCUGUCUGCCUCAGGCUGGACCCAGUCUACACUUGUGGAACCUGAGGGUUCCCAGAUCCCUGCUGUGGAAACCAAUUCCUAUCCCAGCUGGGCUUACUUUUCCCACCCGAGAAACUGGGUGCAUGGUUGUCUUUCUGGGGGGAGAAUUAAGGUGCUUUGGGGCUGUCAGACCAGGUAUGUGCUGAUGCCGGUUCUGGGGUUGGGGGCAGCUCUGGGCUAGCUCGGGACAAUGGGGCAGCCAGGCUGCUGAGGACAGCUGACAUGGGGGCAAUUAUAAGCAGGAGGAAGAAGCAUGUAGCUGCCCAAUUGGGGCUGUGCCCACCAGUCCCCCAUCCCAUAGCUGUCAACCUGGACUGGACAUUGAAAUCUGUUUGUAAUUAAAACUGAGAAUAACCACAGGAGCAUGAGCCCACUUGUACACUUAGAGGCCCUUGCAGGGCUGGGGCUGGGAUAAGACUCCCUUGAGGUGCUUGUGGGACCCUGAUUUGGCUGCCCCAGGGGCCUGGACAUGGAGAGAAGAAGAUGGGGCUAUGCAUGUGCAGGUAUGGUUACCCUCUGCCCAGAAGCCCUGCAUCUCCUUUAGAUACCUCCAUUUGGUCCCAAGCUAAAGCACAUGUCAAGCUCUCUACUAAAACACACCCUGCUUUUAUUUUGGAGACACCCUAGUUUAUCUCUUGAGUGCAUAAAUCUCUCUUUUUCCAGAGCUGUAUCUGACAAAAGCUUGUUUUUCUUUCCCAAGAUGCCUCUAACUGGCCCUUGAGUGCAUUCUGUCUCCUCAGUCUCCCAGCGUCUCAUACCAUUUCUUUGGAUAUCUGCUCAACACCCCUACUUCUCUCCCAUGCCCACUUCACUCUCAAACACCCUAA